GGCCUCCGCCCGCAGCAGACAUUCCACUCGUCCGACAUCAAGAGUCCGCUCUUCCAGGUCAACACCUUCAAGCCCCACGCGGUGGAUGGCAACCCCUACAUCUUCAUGACCCCGUCCGUCAAGGACCAGUCGUCGGGCGUCCAGAUCUUCUCGCGCAAGGACCUCUCCCUGGUGUACGCCCAGUACGGGUGGAAGUCGACCAACAACUUCCGACCGCAGGAGUUCAACGGCAAGCAGUACCUCUCCUUCUGGCAGGGCGAGCCGGCCACCGGCCACGGCCUUGGCCAGGGCAUCCUCCUGGACGAGCACUACGACGUGGCCUACAACAUCUCAAUCAACGCCUUCAACUCACGCGCUGACUCGCACGAGUUCCAGCUGACCCACGAUGGCGGCGCCAUGUUCUCCGUCUACGAGACCGUCCGCAACUGGGACAUGCGUCCGGUGGGUGGGCCCGAAGACGGCGUCCUCCAGGACUCGGCGUUUGAGGAGGUCGACGUGGUCACCGGCGAGACACGGUUCGCAUGGCGUGCCUCGGACUGGUUCUCGAUCGAGGACACGACGGUGGGCUACAACGACGUCGAGGACUACGGCCACCCCACGCACGACGACGGCUGGGACUUUUUCCACAUCAACAGCCUCGAGAAGACGCGCGACGGCAACUACCUCGUCAGCGGGCGCCGGUGCAAGGUCCUGACGCUCAUCAACGGCACCUCGGGCGUGCCCAUCUGGAUCAUUGGCGGCAAGAGGAACCAGUACGCCGACCUCUCCGACGGCAUGGCCACCAACUUUGCCUACCAGCACCACGCCCGCUUCGACAAUGACGACGAGACCGAGAUUGUCAUGUUUGACAAUGCGCAGCUGGCCAACACGCAGCCCAGCCCCGGCUGCCAGGCCGAGUGCUCGCGCGGCCUGCACAUCCGCAUGAACCACGAGAACAAGACAGCCGAGGUUGUCCGCUCCUACUGGCACCCCAAGAGCGUCCAGGCGCGCGCCGAGGGCGGCGUCGACAGGCAGCCUAACGGUAACCUGCUCGUCGGCUGGGGUAAGGUCCCCGGCUUUACCGAGUUCUCCCGCGAGGGCGAGGUCCUCCUGGACGUGCAGACGGGCCCGUGGACGGCGGACGGCAACGCACACGUCUACCGCAUCUACAGCCGCGACUGGGAGGCGUAUCCGCCCUGGGACCCCGAGGUGGCUCUUUUUGAGAGCAACCUGUACGUCAGCUGGAACGGUGCCACCGAGUUGGCGUACUGGGCUAUG
Emericellopsis atlantica is the source of this 1257-nucleotide messenger RNA. RefSeq names its product ASST-domain-containing protein. The record is from RefSeq and is a predicted model, not a curated record. The transcript has a single exon. The annotation marks the transcript as partial. Lineage: Eukaryota; Fungi; Ascomycota; Sordariomycetes; Hypocreales; Bionectriaceae.